AUGUCUUUGACUGAUGAUCAAGUGAAUACUGAGCUCCGUAAGAUGAAGGCCUUCAUCGAGAAGGAAGCACAAGAAAAGGCCAAAGAAAUCAGAUUGAAGGCAGACGAAGAAUAUGAGAUCGAAAAAGCAUCAAUAGUUAGAUCUGAAACUGCUGCUAUUGACUCUACUUACGAGCAAAAAUUAAAAAAAGCAUCGUUAGCCCAGCAAAUUACCAAGUCAACCAUUGGUAAUAAAACUAGAUUGAGGAUUUUGUCUAAAAAGGAAGAAGUAUUAAAGAAUAUAUUCGAAGCCUCCGAAAAGGAAUUGAGCAAGACUACGUCCAAAAAAUCUGCCUAUAAGCCAGUUUUGACUAACUUGAUCGAAGAAGGCGUGUUAGCUUUGUUAGAGAAGAAGGUUACUAUUAAAGUCAGAGAAGCAGAUGUUGCUUUGGCAAAAGAAGCGGCACCAGAUGCAGCUAAGGAAUAUGAAGCAAAGUCUAAGACCCCGGUUGAAAUUGUUGUUGACGAAGAGAAUUUCUUGAGUAAAGAUUCCCUCGGUGGUGUCAUUGUCACCAACGAAAGUGGAAAAAUUGAAGUUAAUAACACUUUAGAAGAAAGAUUGAAGUUAUUAUCUGAAGAAGCAUUACCAGGUAUCAGAUUAGAAUUAUUUGGUAUUUCUGAAACCAGAAAGUUCUUUGACUAA
Messenger RNA from Debaryomyces fabryi, 681 nucleotides. RefSeq names its product H(+)-transporting V1 sector ATPase subunit E (gene VMA4). Gene Ontology annotation, biological process: proton transmembrane transport. Gene Ontology annotation, cellular component: proton-transporting two-sector ATPase complex, catalytic domain. The transcript has 2 exons. The coding region runs from base 1 to 681 and encodes 226 amino acids. The record is from RefSeq and is a predicted model, not a curated record. Gene Ontology annotation, molecular function: proton-transporting ATPase activity, rotational mechanism. NCBI's taxonomy places the organism in Eukaryota, Fungi, Ascomycota, Pichiomycetes, Serinales, Debaryomycetaceae.